UCAGAGUUUGAAUAUGUAGGCUUGAUGUUGAUAAUAUGAUAACGUCUGAUUCAAAUAAUAAAACAAACAUAAUAUAUUAACUAAAACAAAAAUAUUCAAGUUCAUUAUAAAAUUGUGACGUUUCGUUUAUUCCAGUUAUACUCGUAUAAAAAACAUUACAAUUAUUAUAUAUUUCCAUCAAAGUUUUUUUUAAAAAAUUUCCAUAUUGCUUCGUCAACAUAUUCACAGAGAAGUUUUAUUAACAGCAAGGUCAUCUAUGUUUAAUAUUUUCAUCGCAAUACACUUUGCUUUUGAUAUAUACUCGUAUGAACUAUACAAUAAAAAAGUGAAUAAGAUAUGAAUUAAUUGGAAUAUGAAAAUAGCCUUAACUGGUGGCAUGUUGACUGUUUAUGUUAUUAAGUUCCGAACUUCAGUUGUAAAGUUGUGAUGCGCAGCGCCGAUCAAUAACAAACAAUAAUUGUAUAAUUAUUCAAAAGUCCAACAAGAAGUGCCCUGUUAAAAUGAGUCCUUUAAUUAAUGUUAACGAUAGCUCCAAUCCAAAUAUUGUCGGGUCACAUAAACCAAUAAUAGGCAUUUUGGCACAAGAAGCUCAUUCGGUACGCCAUCUUUACCCGAAUGAAAUUGUCCAUUCAUACAUAGCUGCUUCCUAUGUGAAAUUUGUGGAAAGUGCUGGUGGCAGAGUACUUCCUAUCAGAAUUGGUCAGAACCGAGAAUAUUACAAGAAUAUAGUUGAUAAAACUAAUGGAUUAAUGCUUCCUGGUGGUGCGGCACUAUUUGGCACAAACUCCGGUUUUUCUGAAGCUGGUCAAUAUUUGUACGAUAUUGCUCUGGAAUGCAACCAAAACAAUGAUUUUUACCCGAUUUGGGCGAUUUGUUUAGGCAUGGAACUAAUGAUACAAACUUCACUCAGUGGAAAAGAAAUUCGUUCACAGUGUAAUAGCAGAAAAAAGUCUCUGCCGUUAAUUCUUAAGCCUGAUAUCAAUACAAGUCGUUUAUUUUGCAAUGUACCUGAUACUAUUUUACAAAUUCUUCGCUCAGAGAAUGUAACGGCAAAUAGUCAUCGAUACUGUUUUACAGAGAAAACCUUCCAGAAAUAUAACUUACUGCAAGAGUGGCGAGUUUUAUCCACAAAUUAUGAUGAUAAUGGGUUAGAAUUUAUCAGUUCGUACGAGCAUACAACACUACCAUUUUACGGAGUGCAAUUUCAUCCAGAAAAGAAUGCAUUUGAGUUUGAACCGCAUUAUGAACAUGGUGGGAAUGCAGUAAUAGCAGCUCAGUAUUUUGGAAACUUUUUUAUAGAUGAAUGUAGAAAGAACAAGCAUGAAAUUGAUGAACAAUUGAGAGAUGAACUAAUUUAUAAGUAUGUUCCACGUUAUAGCGGAAGUAUAGGAAGUAUUUAUGAACAAAUUUAUUUAUUUGAUGAAUAAGAUUAAAAUCUAAAUUUCUAUCUAAAUGAUUUGCUAUGUUUGAAUGCUAUAUUCAAUUUUUCAAUGCACUGAGUUGAAAGUAAUGCAAAUCAUUUUACUAGAAGGAAUUUUUAAGUGCUAUUUAAUAUAUAAUUAUUCCCUGGAAACGAAUCUAACAAUCAAUUUUCGAUAUUUAUAAUAAUUAGUGUAAUAAACUAUAUAUGUAAUUUCCUCUAUAGUUUCUUAUCAAAUUAAUAAACUAUUAUUGUAAUUUUUAA
This is a messenger RNA of Dalotia coriaria, 1684 nucleotides long. Its product is annotated as gamma-glutamyl hydrolase-like. The coding region runs from base 501 to 1427 and encodes 308 amino acids. Gene Ontology annotation, molecular function: gamma-glutamyl-peptidase activity. The transcript is spliced from 4 exons. Gene Ontology annotation, cellular component: vacuole. The record is from RefSeq and is a predicted model, not a curated record. Gene Ontology annotation, biological process: tetrahydrofolylpolyglutamate metabolic process. Lineage: Eukaryota; Metazoa; Arthropoda; Insecta; Coleoptera; Staphylinidae.